Molecule: messenger RNA, 483 nt
Organism: Suillus plorans
Lineage: Eukaryota; Fungi; Basidiomycota; Agaricomycetes; Boletales; Suillaceae
Exons: 1
Coding region: 1-483 (160 amino acids)
Molecular function (GO): nucleic acid binding
Source: RefSeq, a predicted model, not a curated record
AUGGUAGUCAGCGAGAGAAUAUUCCACUUGGGAAGCGAGAGGGAACACACCAUGUAUGAGGCAGAGAUAGUGGGUAUGAUCCCGGCGGUAGAGCUGUUGAGGGAGGCAGGAGGAGAAGGAACAAUGGCCCUUGGGGUGGACAACCGGGCAGCAAUCAGAGCCACCAAUGCCUUCCAAUCACAGCCCGGUCACUACCUCAUCAAUACAUUCCACGACGACCUUAGAAUGCUCCUUCCAGACAGAGAUGGCAGGAAACUCACUAUCAGAAGGACUCCAGGCCAUAAGGGCAUAGCAGGGAAUGAAGCCGCAGACGUAUGCACGAAAAGGGAAGCCAGGAGGGACACUUCAGAUGGCCACCUCCUCCCCAGAUCACUCCAAAUCAGACCAAACCUCCCCAUCAAGCUACUGCACAGCAAAGCAAACGUUCAACAUGAAGAUCAAGUGCGAGGCGAAAUCAAUAAUGCAACAAUUGCCAUAGUAUGA